This is a messenger RNA of Cantharellus anzutake, 354 nucleotides long. RefSeq lists its product as uncharacterized. The record is from RefSeq and is a predicted model, not a curated record. The annotation marks the transcript as partial. Lineage: Eukaryota; Fungi; Basidiomycota; Agaricomycetes; Cantharellales; Hydnaceae. The transcript has a single exon.
CAUUCAACCCAAUCCAUUCUGGACUUCGCCUAUAUGGCACAAUAUCCCUCACUCUCAGCAGCCCAUCUUGACAAGAUGAAGGACCUACUUUCUACAUUCCACCACAACAAAGAUGUUCUUAUCCACAGAGGAGCAUGUGAGGCAUCACAUUUUCGAAUACCCAAAUUACAUGGAUUGCAACACUUUGUCGAUGACGUCAUUGUAGGAGGACCACCUGAUAACUUCUCCAUGGAAACCCCUGAAUCUCUGCAAUUAGAAAUGUGCAAAGAUCCCUACCAUGCCACUAACCGCUGUGAAUAUGAUGAACAGAUUAUCAACCACUUGGAAAUUCAUGAUCGGUUAGCUUUGCAGUGA